Molecule: messenger RNA, 2921 nt
Organism: Amphimedon queenslandica
Lineage: Eukaryota; Metazoa; Porifera; Demospongiae; Haplosclerida; Niphatidae
Product: peroxidasin-like
Exons: 21
Molecular function (GO): protein binding
Source: RefSeq, a predicted model, not a curated record
CGCGCGCCGCGCAAUAAUUUUGAUGAAAACCUCAUCGCGCAAUGGAUGGAUACUCUUUUUUAGUCCUCCUCUGUAUCUCUGCUGUUCCUUUCCUUCCAUUGGCAGUCUCUAGGGCAUGUCCUCUUAGAUGUAACUGUUAUCCUUCGAGCACCGAGGGAGGAGGCACGCCAGGGUACGUGGUGAACUGCAAUCAUCAAUCGUUGACCAAGAUACCAACUGGACUCGGUAGUAAUACUACUGAACUGAUUCUCAGUGGGAAUUAUAUACAAAAAAUAACAACUGAGCUGCGAAAUUUAACAAAUCUCAAAACUUUACGACUAGAUAAUAAUUUUAUUACUUCCAUUGAGCAAGGAGCAUUUGGAAGGCUCGCACGACUUGAAGAGCUAUAUUUGUACAAAAAUUGUCUUCAUGUGCUGGAGAAUUACACUUUUCAUGGUCUUUCAUCUCUUAGGAUACUUAAUCUUUAUGGUAAUGACAUGGAAUCAUUUAAAAGCAUUACUUUCCAUCCAUUACAUAACAUUGUGAAUAUUGAUUUGAGUUUUAAUCGGCUGAUUAGUUUACCAAAUGAAGCUUUUAAAGGUCUUUCUAGACUGAGUCGUUUGUCAAUUCGUAGCAAUGAACUUAUUGUAUUAGGCCACGAAGCAUUCUGCAAUCUCCCUAGCCUUACAUAUUUGAAUCUUGAUUCUAAUCUUCUUUCUACUAUUCCAGAAAGUUCAGUGUGCAAUCUUCCUUCAUUAAGUACAAUUCAUUUAUCAAAUAACAAUAUUGCGUGCGACUGCGCUGCUAGCUGGUUGCUCCAGUGGAUAACGAAUAAUAGAUUCACUAGUCCAUUUUGUGCUAGACCUCCAUCUCUCAGGGGGCAGAGGCUAACUAAGUUUUUAUUGCCAGAUAUUUGUGAUCCUCCUACUGUUAAUUUGAUCCUUAUUAAUGGCAGUACCCUAUGGACUGUGGGCAGUGCCGUCACCUUGAGGUGUCCCACCACUGGAGUACCAGCACCUGAUGUCCUAUGGACUAGAAAUGAAAUGAAAUUAAACAGUAGUAUUAGUAGAUUGAGUAUUAUAGAGAAUCAGUUAAUAAUUACCAAUGUAAGCCUCUCUGACGCUGGGAACUAUCAGUGUAUUGCCUCUUCUGAUGCCGGCAUUGCAGUCUCUAAUAAGAUAACAGUCUAUGUCAUAGAUUUGGUAAUGGAAAUGUCCGAUGAAAAUCGUGAAAUCAAUGAAAUCCUUGGUGACCGGACUGUACUGGAAUGCACUACUACUGCUUCAGAGCUUGUACUCAACUCAAACCAGGUCAUAUGGUUUAAAGAUGAUUUGUUGUUGACUUACAGCGAGAGACAUGUCCUACUAUCCAAUGGCAGUGUCCUUAUUGUUAAUAUCACUUAUGAUGAUGCUGGUAGCUAUGUCUGUCAAUUGGAGGACAUGAUCAAUAUCAAUAGGAAUCUCAUUGUCAGAGGUCCUGCAAGGAUUGUAGCAUUUCCCCAAGAGAUGUGCGUUGGCAAUGAACUGGUUCUCUCUCUCUAUUCAGAUGAGUUGUAUAACUUAACGUGUGAAGUUACUGGUAAUCCAGUACCAGAUAUGGUGUGGUUUGAUGACAAUAGAAAUCCAAUUAAUUCAACCAUACCAAUUGAGAAUGCAAUUAUAUAUGAGCUAAGUACUAUUCGUGGCGAGUACACGUUCAUCUGUAACAUUAGUAAUGAUCUGGGUGGUGAUGAGAGAAGCAUUAGAGUAUCCGUAAAAGACAGUACAAGAAUUAUUGAUCCAGCUGGCAUUAGAAACAUCCAACGAGAAGUUGGAGAUUUAGUUGUUCUACCAUGCAGUCACCCAGACCUGACUGGUAUAACUGAUAGGAACUGGGUAAGAGAGGAUGGACUGGAUCUUCCUUCCAACUCUCGUCUGGGCUUUAAUGAAACUUUAACGAUUUUCAUGAUAUCAGUGGAAGAUGGUGGAGUUUAUAAUUGCUCCAUAGACAGUGAUACAGGCGAAGCUACUGUACAAUAUAACAUUAUUGUGGAAGGUUCUCCUAAAAUAUCCAGUAUGUGUGGUAUACCAACACUAGUAUCUCUCGUUGGUACCAAUGUAUCACUCAAUUGUCCAGUAUCCAGUAACCCUCCUCCUCUCAUCCUCUGGUUUGUCAAUGACACCCCAAUCUCCAAUGUCUCUUCUUCAUUGCCUUACAUGCUCAAUGAGAGCAAUAUGACAUUGACAUUAUUCACUCCUCCUGCUGAAAGGAACUCAUUCACUUGUCAGGCAUUUAAUAGCCUUGGGAAUGACUCAUCUACCGUUAUACUCAGUGUUGAAAGUCCACCAACAUUUGUUAAAAAGCCCAAAAAUGUAGAAGUUAAUGUGAGUGAGACUGCUGUCUUCCACUGCAUUGGAGAGGGUAAUCCAAAGCCAGUCGUUGAGUGGUACAAAUUGAGAGAUGAUUAUCCAGUUAAGAUGCUGCAGCAAAAGGGAAGGGUCUUGAUCAGUGAUGAGCACCUGGUUAUAGUGAAUACAUUGAAGAUUGAUGCUGGAGAAUAUUACUGUACUCUUAAUUCAUCUGUUGGUAAUGAGAAUAUAAGUAUUGCAAGUGAUAUAGUACACUUGACUGUGUAUGUGUUUCCUAAACUGAUUGAUGGCCUACCAACUGAACUGGUUGCAUAUCAAAGGCACCCGAUAAACUUACCAUGUGGUGGAACAGGUGAUCCUAGGCCAGCUAUUGUGUGGUAUAAAGAUGGUACUAGAAGAGGGGAUGUUCCUGGACGAUACAGAACAGAUCGUCAUACUGGUCAUCUUUGGAUUUAUGAUCCAAUGAAAAAUUUAGAUGAAGGAGUUUAUACCUGUCGUGUCGUGAAUAUGGCUGGUUCUGUCUAUCACGAUAUUAAUCUUACAAUUAUCAGAAGACCAAAUAUUGCCAUCACACCGUCAAACAUCACUACCAUU